Messenger RNA from Penicillium daleae, 216 nucleotides. RefSeq lists its product as uncharacterized. The record is from RefSeq and is a predicted model, not a curated record. Bases 1 to 216 code for a protein of 71 amino acids. The transcript has 2 exons. Lineage: Eukaryota; Fungi; Ascomycota; Eurotiomycetes; Eurotiales; Aspergillaceae.
AUGCGAUCUACCUUGGCCAACUACUUAGGUGCAAAACUAGCCUUUCAGUAUGAAAUAUCCAAGGCAUAUGCCGUGCUAGAUGAGGAAAACUUCGCCUACCAAGUCACCAAAUUGCCGAUGAGUAUCAAUGUGACCACUGCCUGCCAGAAGCUAGAUUCGUCGGCGGGCAGUAAAGUGACACAAAGGAGUAAGCGGAACAACGUGAUGGGAAUAUAG